GUAGAAAAAAAAUUGGCCGAGAUGUCAGAAUUGACUUACACAAUCCUAAGGCUUCCAACAGUAUAUGGUUUAGGAGACAAAAAUGGUUUGAUGCCUAGAAUAAUGGCUACCGCUAUUUAUAAGCACAUGGGCGAAACUAUGAAAUUACUAUGGAAUGCUGAAUUGAAAAUUAGUACUGUUCAUAUUAACGAUGUGUGUAGAGCUAUUUGGUUUGUUAGUAAUCGAGAUGACACAAAUGGACAGAUAUACAACGUAGUUGACGACGCCGAUUCAACCCAAGGUUCAAUAUCCAACAUCCUAGCAGAUAUAUUCAAUGUAAAAGUCGACUAUUACGGAAACAUAGUGUCCGCAGUAGUCGAUCUAGUCGGCGCCGCCGAUGAUGCCAACGACAAGCAUCUAGUCCCUUGGGCCGAAGUCUGUCGCAAAGAUGACAUCUUAAAUACGCCAUUAUCACCGCACAUGGACUCCGAACUACUACUGCACAAACAUUUAAGACUGGACGGAGGUAGGUUAAAGCAACUUGGAUUUACGUUGUCCGAACCUCGACCCACGGUUGAAAAUGUUAAAGAAAUUUUGGAUGAUUUUGUUAAAAUGAAGGUUUUUCCUGUCUCUUUACUGCCUUAGGUUUAUUUUUGACAAGCAAUUUUUACUGAUUAAAGCACUAAUUUUGUAACGCAUUGCCUUAAAUCAUUAGAUAGAGAAAUUCAGUAUUACCUUUUAAAAAUGUUGCAUAAAAUUAUAUAAAUAUGUUAUUAAUAUAAAUGAACCAUUUAUUUUAAAAGUGGUCUAAGUCCAUUUGUACUUAAAUUGAGAUAUCUAAGGGUUUAUGUAAACUUUGUUUAACUGCAUUAAUUAAAUGUACUGUUUAUUCAACUAAUGCAAUUGUCCAAAAACUGAGGUUAAUUUGUUAAAUACUAAUUAAUUCAAAUUACCUUCAUUACUGCCUUCGGAUAUUAUCGAUAAUGAAUAUCUUAAUUUAAAUAUAACUGGACUUGGGCCACUUUUAAAAUAAACGACUCAAAUGUUAUUUAUUGGGAGAUUGAUAACUAUUUUUUUUUUAAUAAUUUCUUAGCCUUCAAUUACUGUAGUGAAAAAUUUAAAUCAAUUUAACUGGAUAAAAUAAGUGACACUCUUAUAAAAAAAAGUACUUUUUAGAAUCAGCCAUACUCAAUCUUUUUUUCCUUCAGGCCACAUUCGUUUAUGUGCUAUGUUACACGGGCCGCAAUAUUUUGUUUUAAAAAAAGACUUAAUAAUUUUUUCCGGGUUUAGUAUUUCCAUUAAAGAUUUAGAUUCACUUUCCAUGAAGGUUUCCUUUGUCAAAGGGAAACCUGCAAAAGCUAGAGAUUUAACCCAAUUAACAAAAAUCAAUUCAUGUUCAGAAGAAAAUUUGCUUGAUGGUUCCAUUUUUCUACAAAUUGGAACUUGCCCUUUAUGCUUGUCUAUUAGCAUUAUUCUUGGAACGACGUUUUUUUGCUGCAGCAUCCCUCUAUUUACAUCUUUUAUAGCAGCUAACAUAGUUGCUUUAAAGUAAUUUAAAAUCUGUUUACGUUCCAUAUGUAAAUAAGAAUAAACAAAUAAAUCAGCAAAUCAUAUUGCUCCAAUGCUCCAAAAGUCGACUUGACGAAAGUCGGGCUUUGGAUCCACUUGAAAUAUUCGUUUCAAACAAUUAGUAGGCAGAAUGUUAUAAAAUAUUUGACAUACCUACCAACCCAUUUAAUAUUAUUUUAAUUUUUUUUAAGUCGACAUGCCUGUUGACUACUAGAACUAGAUCUUUUUUCUGUUCCAAAAGUGGACAAGCCGUUUUUUUCUUGUUACAAACAUGUCCUAACUAUCUUAACAAAUAUAUUAUGUUGCUAGUACAGUCUUAAUUUAAAAGUAAUUAAUAUUUUUAAAACAAAACUUUUUAACAUCAUUUGAUAAUACUUACUUCUUACUAAGUCACACAACAACUUUGCACAAAAUGGUACCUGAUGCACUCACUUUCAAUGUUACCUCUCUGUGUCAUUAACAAUAUAAGACCGGGAUAUGCAACACUCAGUGGGCCACUGGUGGGUACUAACAAUGAUGCCAAGUGAUAUAUUUUGUUUUAGAUUUACAGACGUUUCUUGUUUGUGGUAGUUGUAAUAUGAUCUUGUUAUUUUAUCUAUUUUUAUAGUGUUUUAAGCCCUAUGAUUUUGGGGAGUGGGUCAGGUUAUUAAACAACUCGUAUUGCUUUGAAAAAGAAUGUUGAGCGCCACUAUAUUUAAAACUUUCUAAACUUGACAAUCGAUUAGUGAUGAAAAUACAGAAAAUCACUAACCAUUAAGAUAUUAUAAUUAAAUAAGGUUUCAGAUAAGGCAGCGACAAAUUCUAAUUCACAGAGACUUACUUAUUCAAAUUUAAAUGAUUUGUUAAAAACUUAUCUGUGGUAUAACAGGUAGCAGGUACAGGGGAUUCGUAUGAUAGGCUUGGAUAUCAC
Messenger RNA from Psylliodes chrysocephalus, 2458 nucleotides. Lineage: Eukaryota; Metazoa; Arthropoda; Insecta; Coleoptera; Chrysomelidae. The record is from the annotation of a GenBank genome assembly.